UAAGCAAAAGCAAAACUAUAAAGGCUGCCAAAACAACACACACGCACGCAGUCCUCGUCCUCGAAGUCAGGGAACUCUCAUCGAAAUGGGCCGCACCCAGCGAAAGCGCCGCCAAAGGCCCAACCGACAGCCAACCGAAGACCGCAGCUCCGUGAGGGAUCUCUAUGUCCAGCUUCACUCACAGGGCUGGCAGAAUGAUACCCACUUAUCCGUCAAGAUCUACCCUCAAACUGGCCGAGGACUCUGCUCAAAAACGGAUACCUUCUCUGCAGAAGAUGAGCUGAUUCGACUACCUGUUAAUUGCUUCAUAAGCAUAGCUACCCUGGAGUCAGAUGGAGACUUUAAGGAUCUUUUCAACAAGGACCUCUUCGACACCGAUGCUAGAAUAUCCUUCCAAGCCUUAGUAGCUUGUUACUUAAUGCACCAAAAUCAUCUCAACGAAUGCUCACAAAGCUCGAAUUACACAGCUUACUUGGAUACCCUGCCCAGAAGCUAUACGACUCCAUAUUUUUGCUGCAUUCCCGAACUGCAGUGCCUCCCGGAAUGUUUGCUGGAGCGAACUGUGGCCCAAAACAGGGUAAUCAAGGGAUACUACGAAAUAAUUAAGGGCCUUGUUGGUUUUCUUAAGUGUCAUUGCUGUGGGCAGAGCUACUGUCAGGACAUUUGGACCUUGGCGGAGUAUCGAUUGGCCUACUUUGCAGUUAACACGCGAAGUGUCUAUCUAAGUUCACGUUUCUUGAAAAAGCCAAGUAAUCACUUUCAAGGACUCAUCAGUGGGGACACGAAUCUAGCACUGGCACCCUUCCUUGACUUAUUUAACCACUCCGAUUCAGUACAAACGACGGCCGAGAUUCAUGGACAGAAUUAUGUCGUCACGUUAAAGGAUCUACCUACUCCUCAAACCAAGCUACAUGAUCAGUUGUUCAUUAGCUAUGGGGCGUUGCCAAACUUUAAACUACUGACGGAGUAUGGUUUCUGGCUGGAAAACAAUGCUAACGACUAUUUUGAGUUCUCUAUUCUGGACAUUGAACACCUCAUCAAGCAAAAUAAGCAGUUAUCCGCAGAGACCUACCACCGGAACAUCUUCAAAUUCAUCAGGGAGCACAACUUGUGCGAUCAAAUGUUUGUCCAUCUCGAAGACGGCUGCUCCCACAACCUACGGGUGGUACUGCAUCUCAUCUUUAAGCAACAAUCCUACUUCCCCAACAUACUCAAUCAGAUAGCCUUUGGAGAUGUCGAACAGUUCCAGGAUGUGCAGCCAGAGCUUAACUAUUUGGUGGCCCACAAGAUCGUGGAGUAUGGGGUUUUUGUGGCAGAACUGGAUAAGCUUCCUCGGCUCACGGAGAGCGGCUCGGUGGCACGAUCUUAUCUGCUGGAGUGCAUACGCUAUCUAAAGGCCUUUCAGGCGACGAACUCUAUAAUUGAUGAAGAAUAAUUUUUUUUAUACUUUACCCUUUUUUUAGGAAAUAGUCAUCUAAUGAAUAAGAGUAGAUAAAGAUUUUUUUUCAUACCACUUAAAAAACAAACCUAAAUCUUGGAAAUCAUAAACCUCUAAGGUUUACUUAUUUUUUGUACCACAUAAGUUUUUAUACUCCUAAAUAUACAGGCGACUAUUAACAACAGCUGCCAUAAACCUUAACGAA
This is a messenger RNA of Drosophila ananassae, 1643 nucleotides long. Its product is annotated as SET domain-containing protein 4. Gene Ontology annotation, molecular function: transcription coactivator activity; histone H3K36 methyltransferase activity; histone H3K4 methyltransferase activity. The record is from RefSeq and is a predicted model, not a curated record. The coding region runs from base 86 to 1435 and encodes 449 amino acids. Gene Ontology annotation, biological process: peptidyl-lysine trimethylation; peptidyl-lysine dimethylation; positive regulation of transcription by RNA polymerase II. The transcript has a single exon. NCBI's taxonomy places the organism in Eukaryota, Metazoa, Arthropoda, Insecta, Diptera, Drosophilidae.